This is a messenger RNA of Salvia miltiorrhiza (redroot sage), 1496 nucleotides long. Its product is annotated as leucine-rich repeat extensin-like protein 3. The transcript has a single exon. Bases 594 to 1136 code for a protein of 180 amino acids. NCBI's taxonomy places the organism in Eukaryota, Viridiplantae, Streptophyta, Magnoliopsida, Lamiales, Lamiaceae. The record is from RefSeq and is a predicted model, not a curated record.
AGAUUAACCGUUAUAUCCCGCCUCCUUCUCUCUCUCCAUCUUCGUUUUCGCUGUCCCUCAUCUUUCUCUCUCUUCCAUUCCCCCAUCUCCCCCUCUCUCUCUCCUCUUCAAUUGCUGAUAAUUGGGGGAUCACACAAAAAAAAUCAAAAUCAAGUCAAGAGAGUCAGGCAAAUGGAAAGAGAAAGGGAUUUCUCUUUCCAAAUUUCAUGAUUGUUAUCACUUGAAAUGUUUGUUUGUUUGUCUCCAUUUGUCGACUUGGCCUCAAGAAUCCUAUGUCGUGUGCCCUAACCCUAAUGUGAAUCUGGAAUUCCUGCCUCGGUUUCGAAGAAUCAAUCGACGUUGGGACCAAAUCCCUGGGUCCCCUCCCCGUUGAUUCGUGAAAUCUUCGAGGCUCCGUUGGAUUUUCAAUCCCUAAUUUUUCAAAUUAGGAUUCUGUGAUUGCCCCCAAUUUCUCCCCCAUUUCAGAUUUGAAUAAAUUUCCUUUUUUUUGUUUUUUUUCCCCUUCUUCUUUUGGGUUGAUUUGUGGCGUUCGAAUUGAAUCCGAAUGCAAGGAGAGCGUCAAGGAGCCGCCUUUGAAGAAAUUGUGCAUUUGUAUGGAUUCUCCAUUGUUGACUUUGGUCGUUGCUAUUUUCUUCGGAUUUUUCAGCCUCAUUGUUGAAUCUCAAGGAAAUGUGAAGCCCCCACCGCCGCCAUUUUAUCCUCCUCCCCCAUCUCCGCGGCCGCCUCCCCCAUCCCCAUCCCCGCCGCCUCCACCCCGAUCCUCGCCUCCGCCGCCAAAAUCUCCACCUCCGCGUCAACCACCACCGCCUCCAUCCCCUUCACGACCACCACCACCUCCUUCCUCUCCACGCCCACCACCACCUCCUUCCUCUCCACGCCCACCACCACCUCCUUCCUCUCCACGCCCACCUCCGCCGCCACGAAAACGCCUGAACCCGCCCCCUCCACCGUGGCGCCGCGAUCAUGAGCAACACCGCAGGCGUUCGAGCCCUCCACCACCGAAGAGAGAGAAGCUCAACACGGGGAAGAAAGUCGGGCUGAUGUUCAUUGGAGUUGCCGCGAUCUUGCAAGUUUGCGUCGUCUCGUUCGUGUUGAUCAGUAGAAGGCAACUUUUGAAGGCUGAAACUGUUGAUUGAAUGGAUAAGAAGUCUGCAAUAGCGAUUUUUUGUUCAAUAGCAGGAUUUUUUUGUUCAUGAUUUGAUUUUUUCUUCGUGGAGCGUUACUGAUCUGGGUGGAUUAAGAUUCUUUAUUUAUGGAUUGAGAGAGAAUGGGACUGAAUUGAUGGAACUUUGGUGUCUGCAUUGUAAAUGGGUAACUCUUUUUUUUUCUUUUUUUCUUUUGGCAUUCGGUUUCUUACUCGUUUAUUCCUUUUUGCAAGAAAUUGUAUAGUUUAUCAGAUCAUAAUUUUACUGAGCCAUUCGUUCCAUUCAUUUUUGGCCCUCUUUUCCUUGACAUUAUACAGUAAAUAUAUUGCAAGUGGUGUUAUCUUGCAGUCA